GAACUCAAUGCCUUGGUUGCAUGAAAGAGUAUCACACUGCGGCCAAGCUCAAGACUCACUUGCUGAGAUCGGAGGAGCUCAUCGAUGUGCAGAUCGGCAACACCCUGAACGCACCCUGCAAGGGCAAAGUCCGGGCCCAACACACGGAGGGUGCAACGGAUCAAUCUUGUACAUGA
Cladocopium goreaui is the source of this 176-nucleotide messenger RNA. The record is from the annotation of a GenBank genome assembly. NCBI's taxonomy places the organism in Eukaryota, Dinophyceae, Suessiales, Symbiodiniaceae.